Thrips palmi is the source of this 956-nucleotide messenger RNA. RefSeq lists its product as uncharacterized. The record is from RefSeq and is a predicted model, not a curated record. The transcript has 4 exons. NCBI's taxonomy places the organism in Eukaryota, Metazoa, Arthropoda, Insecta, Thysanoptera, Thripidae. Bases 211 to 822 code for a protein of 203 amino acids.
GGUCCCCCCGCGACGUACGAGAGAGCUUCAUUUGUAGUACGUUUAGGGAGGUCCCGAAGAGCUCCCAAAACCGACUUCUUCGGGACGUCCGAAAGACGUCGGAUUCCAGACAUGUACUAGUUUUGUUUACGGGGAUGUGCCUCACGGUCUCACGGUGCGUCACGGUGGGGCACACACGCCCCUGGCACUCCCUGUCCAUCCCAGUCCACCAUGCACCGCGUCGACGUCAACCUCUGCCUUCUGCUGUGCGCGGCGGCCGCCCUCUGCACCGCGGUCGCCGCCCGUCCCUUGCUGCACGCGUACAUGGGGAGCCUGGACUAUGGCGGCCAGCCCCCUCACUACGAAAAGAUGCGCCAGGCCUCCCUGGAUGACAAGCCGCAGACAACGAAGAGCGGCCCGGCCGCCCAGAAGCACCUCCACGGCUACAUGGGCAGCCUGGACUACGGCGGCCAGCCGCCGAGCUACGAGACAUACGAGGGCCGCGACUUCGACUUCAGCACCUGGCCCGUGGACCGGCGCGAGGGCGCCCCCGCGCCGCUGAAACUGGUCCACCCCGGAGCCGUGCGCCCCGUGCGCCCCGCCAAGCCUGGCACUGCUGGCACUGCCGGCAGCCCCGCCAAGCCGCGGCAGGCCGAGACGAAGCCCUCGCAACAAGGCCAGUCCCAGUCCCAGUCUUCUGGCUUCGGUCUUUUCGGCACCCUGUUGAAAAUCGCGGCCGGCGCGACCGAAGUCGUCGGCGACGCCGUGGGUCGCGUCGAGGUCGGCGUCGGCAAGGCCGUGAGGAAGCAGGUGAAGACAGUCAGCGACUGGCUCUUCAGGUAGUUGGAGGACGCCGUCGUGCAGCGCUCACGUGCCGGGCAAGCCGGGCAAGCCGGGCAAGCCACACCACUGGCCUGUCGAGCGGUGCCGCCUCGCCGCCCUCUCGUCGCUUUUCGAAAUAAACACCUCGACUUCUA